Molecule: messenger RNA, 1999 nt
Organism: Wyeomyia smithii (pitcher-plant mosquito)
Lineage: Eukaryota; Metazoa; Arthropoda; Insecta; Diptera; Culicidae
Product: epoxide hydrolase 4-like
Exons: 5
Coding region: 631-1893 (420 amino acids)
Molecular function (GO): hydrolase activity
Source: RefSeq, a predicted model, not a curated record
GGUGGAAACAUAAUUCGUAAAAGUAGAUGAUGUAACUAACAUAGUUUUAUGCUGCAGCAUAUUCACUACGACAUGCAUUCGGUGUAGAAAUGUAAUGUGUAAUAUUCUAUGUUAUUCUAGUGUCUUUGUGUGUGUCUAAUCGGUCUAAUCACAGUGAAAUGGGAAAAGGAACACUCAAAAAACAGUGUACAUAAUAUAUACGACUGUACCAAAUAUUGCAGUGGCAAAAAAAUCAAAGCAUCAUUAAGUAGGUAAUUAAACUGAUGCAGGAAUAGAGCGAAUGUCUGUGAAUUGAAUUUUCGUUGGACUAAAGCGGCAAAAGAGGUCAAAUGGUAAAAGGCGUUCUCAAACAUACUGAUAGCAAAAAGUGAUACUGCAGGUUUAAUCGUCCUAUGGAUUGUUUUUAAUAUUUUACGUCAGCAUACCUCCUGAUGUGGAAUAGGACAGGAAUACAGACAGUUUCGUUCAAGUGCAACUGUAAACAGGUCGUACCAGCGCGAUUACGGAGCACGUAGUAGGCGCCAGGGAGUGCAGCAGUUAGUUCAACUAUGGGAUACCAUAAAGUGUAAAGUGUGUGAAAAGUUGCAUAUUAGCCCAUUUACAAUACUCCCGAAACCAGUGAUACUCAAUAUGUCACAGGCCAUGCGAUACGAAGUGUUGGAAACGAUUCCAAAGAAGAAAAUUGUUAAGCUGUACCUGCGUUGUUUGGUUGCAAAUCUGAUUCUUCUUGUAAAAUGGCUGUUUGAGUGCAUUAAAUGCAAAGUGAACAAAACCACCAUUAUGCGGAAGGCUAUCGAGCAGGUUGAGUUCCCGAGUAAACAGCCUAACUUCAUGACUGAAACCAAAAUGGGUCGACACUCAUAUGUUAAACUUGAGAAGACAAAAUUUCACUAUGUGGAAGCAGGGAGCCGCAGCAACUCUACGGUUUUGCUUCUCCAUGGGUUUCCAGAUUGUUGGUUAGGGUGGCGAUACCAGAUUUCAGAACUGUCGCAGUACUUUCACGUGAUAGCGUUAGAUCUUAAAGGGUUCAACGAUUCUGACAAACCGCAAUGGCGAUUUGACUAUACUCCACGGAAGGUGUGUGAAGAUUUGCGGAAGUUUCUAAUAGCCAUUAGCGCGAAAAGUGUGUUUAUAGUUGGACACGAUCUGGGCGCCACCAUUGGCUGGAUUUUUGCUCACACCAACCCAGAAAUGGUAGAGAAGUUUGUCAGUGUCUCAACCCCGCAUCCCAAUUUGCUGUGGGAAAGCCUUCCAAAUAGUUCCCCAUUUAAUCGACGGUGGUUAGAUUUUGUACAGCUACCAUACCUUCCAGAGAUAGAGAUGAAACAUAAUGCAGAGCGCAAUUUGAAAAAAUGCUACCCCCAUAUUUCUAAAGAGAAGAUGUGCAUGACUGAAACGAAUGGAACUGUGAUAAAUAACAUGAUGGAGGCAUAUAAGUACAUGUUCAGCCAAACAGACGAUUGGAGAGGUCCUCUCAACUAUUACCGAAACAUUUGCUUUUUUCGUGUGAAAGAAGGCGAAACUUUACAAUGCCCUUGCUUGAUUAUUACCGGAAACGAUGAUAGAUUCUAUAAACUGGAAUCAGUCGUAAAAAGUUCCGAUUUUUGCGAAAAUUUUGUUAUCAAAAUCAUUGAACAAUCCGGUAGGGCUCCGCAUCAGGAAAUGUCGUCUGAAUUUAACAGUACUUUACUGAAAUUUCUAAUAGGCAAGCGUAUGUUGGUGCGAUCAACAGAAAAUAUCACUCCGACGCCGACAAGAGGCCUUGUAGGCAGAGUCUUCGGAGGAUUUGGAGUGGUAGCAAACAACACAGUGAAACUUGGUAAUAACUUGAAAGAUGGAUAUACAUUUGCGACUGGGUUGAACAGUGUUCCAAACUUUAUGAUAAAGAGUUGAAGCAUACUUAAAAUCUUCUGAUUUUUAGUUUCUUUUGGAUUGAAGUGUGUUUUCGAAAAAAGUGUAUUUUAACAUUUUAAAAUCAAAAUAUACGCGAUUGAGAGUG